GAAGAAUCUGACCGGAACCGGAAGAAAUUCCCAUGACAAUUUCCUGUUUUAGCAAAACAAACCACACUUCACGCAGUGACGUGGCUAGCAGGGCAAAAUCCAUCUGCUAGAGGUGUGGAACAUUUCUACGCACGAGACAGGGAUGUUUUAAGAUGUCGGACAGCGAAGCACAGAAGGAAUUGGAGGGGCAGUCGGAAGGGCAGGAGAUGGAACCCCAGCGGACACCAUCUCCGGUGCCUGACAGCCCCCCAGAGACGCCCGAAAAUGACACCGACGUGGCGCCGGUCCGGAAGACCCGAAAAAGACCAGAGAACAAGCCUGUUCCUGAACCUAAGGAGGAGGCCCCAGAGGUCAGGAAAACUGAGGAUGAUUCUACAAAGAAGUCCAGUGAGCCGGCGGUUGCUCAGGGAGGGUGGGGCUACUGGGGGAGCUGGGGCAAGUCCAUCAUGUCCACUGCCACUGCCACAGUGGCCUCUGUAGGUCAGGGCAUAUCCCAGGCGAUUGAGAAAGCAGAGACCUCGCUCGGGAUCCCCAGCCCCGUGGAUCUGUCCACGCAGGUCAGAGAAGAGGAGAGCGAGGAUGGCAGCCCCAAAAGUGAGAAGGAAGGCGAAACCGAUGGCCCACCGUCCCUGGGGGGGGCGAUGGGAAUGUUGUCAUCGUUCUCCAGUGUCGUCCAGAGCACCGGCAAAACGGUUAUUACCGGUGGCUUGGAUGCUCUGGAGUUCAUUGGGAAAAAGACCAUGGAUGUCAUUGCGGAAGGAGAUCCGGGGUUUAAAAAAACGAAGGGACUGAUGAUCAGAACAUCCACUCUAUCACAGGUUUUAAGGGAAGCUAAAGAACGGGAGGAGAAGCAGACGGCGGAGGAGGUCUCCUCGGACGCGGAGAAGAAGGCCCAUUACGGAAUGCUGUUUGACGAGUACCAGGGCUUAUCUCACCUGGAGGCCCUGGAGAUCCUGUCCAGAGAGAGCGAGGCCAAGGUGAAGUCCGUUCUGACCGCCAUGUCCGGGGAGGAGCUGGCCCGGCUGAAGGAGGAGCUGGAGCAGAUCAAGGCGCCCUUCUCCCUGGUGGAGUUCGACGAGGAGGAGCUGGAGGAGAAGAAAGAUGAUGGCGGGACAGAGUUUGUGAAGGAACUGUCCGACAUGCUGGCAGACCUGCACUUAUCCACAAACGCGGACAAACUCGGCCGGUCCAUAAAGAAGGCUUACGACAGCAUUGGCGAAAUGAGCAGACCAGCAGAAGGCUUGAAACAGGAAGGGGAGGAGCCAGAAGAGGAAGUCCAGGACAAAGUGGAAGAGGUGAAACCGUGCACUGUUGAGGACAUCCACUCCUCAGCAAUCAGGAGUCUGGCGGAGCUGACGGCCAGAUCGAUAGAGCAGUUUCACAAAGUGGCAGAACUUAUCCUUCACUGCGAGCGCCAAGAGACGACCGCUCUGGAACAGGCCAAAUCCCUGGCACAGAUCACUAUUGUUUUGUGCAGAGAGAUGUCACUCCUGUCCAAGAGGUUCACUUCUUGUUUAACCACUGUAGGGUCGACUGAAAAGGGAGAUGUCCUUAACCCAUUAAUAACAGGCGUGUUUUUGGAGGCUUCCAACAGUGCGUCCUACAUUCAGGAUGCGUACCAGCUGCUGCUGCCAGUAUUAGAAGUCUCUCACAUUCAGAGGCGUGCAGACUCCACUGACCAAUGACAACGCUCGUGUGUGCCAACAAGGAACUUCAUCAAAGAGGAACGCCAUGUGUGAUGUCACCGACAUCUUUACACUUCCUUCCAGCUGACUUAUUUACUUUCAUGUAGACAAGUGAAGUGCUGAUAAAUAUGACUCGUGUUUUUUUUGUACAGUUCGUAGCGAAAGUGUUUUAAAAUGGCGGGAAAAAAGACUCUUCCAAAUUAAUUGCUUCCACACUACAUGAUUGUGUACAUCAUUUCAGGUUUAUUACUCCCCUCUUAAUACAAAUCCUAAUCUUGCAAAUACCGGUACUUUCUAUGGUGGAGCUUUUUAGAGAAAUUUUUCUAAAAUUAUUUUCAUAGAUUUCUUUCAUUAAUUUUGUAACUGUUGACAAGGACACGUUCUGCAGGUCACAUGCUAUUUCAGGUUUAAAAAAACCCAAAAUUUUUAUCACCUUAGGCUGAGGUCAUGAUGUGCAUUGUGACUAAAUAGUAACACAAUCAUUUUGAUGCUGGUCAAAACCUUCUGAUAACAUUCGCUUACCUCAUAGAGUGUACUUUCGUGGAAUAUUAGAAAGAUCUGCAAAUUAGCUCCUGGUCCUGUGUCACACCCCUGUCACGUCAGAUUAGACCAAGUCCAGAUUCAUAUUUUUAAAUAACUUGCACAACGUUGCUUGUUUGGGUUGAGAUUCAGCCCUUAGCCCUUGUAUUGCCUGGAGGUGUGUGUAAUGCUUCAGGUGUGGUUACCAGUUGCAUUUUCCGCCCACAUACAACUAACUUCUAACAGUACUGACCAACGCUGGUCAUGGUGCAUUUAUCAGUCAUUGAUUAUAGACGUGUGCAAAAUGCUGGUCUUAGCUGUAGGUCCCUGGCCAUACAUAUUUUGAUGAGUGCUACUUCUUACAAUUGAGCAUUGUCAUGUAAGUUUUAGUGGUGUUCAGUCCUUUGGUGAAUGCUUUAUUAAUUUCUCACACAUUGCUUAGAUGUACUGUUGAGAACACCUCAUAGUCACGGGCCAUUUGGACUGGAAGCCUUGCAGUUCCCUACAACGUGUAGUUGUAUUGUAAGUUGUCUUAUAAUAAGUAUACUUAUAUGUGGCAUUUUAAUGGGUAUAUCAUUAUAUUACGUAUUCCGUUGUUAUUGUUGAAUCUGGUUGUCAUGAGGCAGGUAUUACUGGUUUAAAAUAGCUUGUAAGUCCUUAUAAAAGGGUUAUAUUUUAUAUUUAUCCAAAACAAUGCAAAGAAAAUAUUUUUUGAUUUCUCAUGUAGUGACUAAAUUAUCACAACAUGAAAUUAUAGCCAUAUUGGAGAGAGGGAUUAAAUCAGCUAUUUUUAUGUCCUACAGUAUUAGCUUUUUGUGGACCCUUUCAAUUAUGUAACUGGCAAGUAUUUGUGUUUCUGAAUUAAACUUGUUUUUGUAAUAA
Molecule: messenger RNA, 3086 nt
Organism: Anguilla rostrata (American eel)
Lineage: Eukaryota; Metazoa; Chordata; Actinopteri; Anguilliformes; Anguillidae
Gene: fam114a2
Product: family with sequence similarity 114 member A2
Exons: 13
Coding region: 153-1685 (510 amino acids)
Source: RefSeq, a predicted model, not a curated record